AUGGAAAAUCUACAAGAACACAAUAAAGAGGCUGCGCUAUAGCCUUAAUCAUUUGAAGAUUUUAUUGCAUUUCACGGAAUAUAACUCUAUGCUGUCAACUUCCCCAGAAAUUUAGAGCACAAGUUAUUCGAUAAACUCUAAAGUUAGAACUUUGAUAUUGGAUAUAAGGUUAAGAUCAUGGUAGAUGAGGAACAAGAAAAGAUUGAACUUAUUGCUUAGGAAGGUGGUCUAAAGGCUAACGAAGAUGUUUACUUAGUUGACCAUGCUUGGACCUUCAAAUACAGAGAUGGUGAGAAGACACUAAGAGAAAAUGAUUAGCUACUGUAAAGAUUAUUGCAAAGUAUAGGAAGGUAUUCUGAGAAACAAGAUCUUCCUCAUAAUCCAUAUUAGAAAAAGAGACCAACCUUCUAAGAAUUGAUUGGCACCUUUGAUGAAAAUACAAAAGUAUAUGACCUAGAUGAUUAUGGAAUAGUCAAAAUAGAUUUGAUUGGCUUUAGUCAAAAGACUGAGGAAAUAUCUCUUUUUAACAAUAAGAUUGAUAAUCCAGGCCAGAUCACAGCUUUCUUGGUUCCACUUCCUCAUCUUAAGGCCUUAUGGCUGAAUAAUAACCCAGUGGUAGAAAGUUGUGUGAACUUUAACUAUAUUGGAGAGAUGAUGCCAGAAUUGGAGAUCUUGAAUAGCAGGUUCACCAGUAAAGCAGGCAAAUGGGCAUUAUUAUACUAUGCAAGAGAUCAAUAAGUUCAGGAAUUAAGUCAAAUAAAAGAAUUAGAUUUGACUGGAAAAGGAGUCCUUCACAUGAAAGACAUCUCCUUUUUCGAUGAAAUGACUUCUCUGACUACAAUCAAUUUGAGUGAUCACCCAGAGUUCUUUAUGACAGAAUAAGAAAUUGAGGAACAUUAGAACAUUCAAAGGGAGGGUGCUUAGCAUGAAACUGGAACAGUAGAAUUUAUCUAGAAACUUCAUGAAGUUGAUGAUCUCCUUCAUAAACUUAAGCAUAUCAAAAAAUUAAUUUGUGAUGAGUCAUUAGAGAAUUAUAUCCUUCAAAAUAGACAAGAGAAAGUAUUUUUACCAAGUCUUCUUGAAAUAAAUAGAGUAGGCAUCAAGAUUUUAGAUCAAUCAUAAAGAGAUAAAGAGAAGAACAUUAGAAAAGUCAUGGAUAAAAUUUGGAUGUACCUUGGCACCUAUAGAGUUGUUAAGGAAGAUCAGAUGGAUGAGGAAAAUAUUUGGUAUCUAAUGGACGAAGUAGGCACAGCCAUUAAGCAUAGUGAUCAACCUAAUCUUGCUAUACAUCCAUUUAUUUAUUCACCAAACGGAAAGUUAGAUGAGCACACUAUCACAUACUCAAUUUGCUGGCCUAACUAAGACAUCAAUGAGGGUGACGUUAUUUAUAGAGAUUUCUUAAAGGGCAUUGAUGAAUCAAAAUUCAGAUCAGCCAGACUUUCAGUUUGGUUUAACACUCCAGAGGAAUAUUUCUAAGAACAAAUCAAGAUCUAUAGAUCAAUCAAACCUGAGUUUGAUGCUGAAGAGAGACAUAAGUAUUAUCAAAACAAGUAUGAGCCAGUAGAUUCAAUCCUUAAUGUUUGCAAAACUGAUUUGCCUAUUAUUGUGUAUACUGACUACAUUUAAAUUCAAGAUCACCUUACUGAUCCAAGAUUCAAAUUGACUGAGGAUCCGUUUGCUUCUCAAGUAGCUUGGAUUACUGUUGACUAUUAUGUUGUUUUAAGACAAAAAUUGAAUCUUAACGAGGAUAUCAAAUUCUUUAAUUAGUUCCAAUUCGAAGGAUCUUUAGUGAUGAAAAAUCAUUUGGCAACACUUGUAAAGACUACCCUUAACGAAGAGGAUUAAAAUAUAAUUCAAGAGACUUUCAUAUUAAACGAUUUCCUUCCAGCAUUUAUGGGCAGAUACCUUGAGAAGAAGAAGUUGGCUGAAGAUAACUCAUGGAUUCUUAAACCAACAAACAUGGCCAGAUCUAUGGAUACCUGGGUGACAUCAAAUUUAGAUUUAAUUGUCAGAAUGGUUGAGACUGGACCAAAGAUUGCUCAAAAGUAUAUAAACAACACCUGUCUAUUUAAGGGAAAGAAAUUUGAUAUGAGAUUCGUUGUGGUUCUUAAGUCAGUUCUUCCUCUAGAAGUAUAUGUUUACGAUGAAUUCUAUACAAGACACUCUAAUAAUAGCUACGAAGUGACUGAAAGUUCAUUCUCAGACUAUGAAACUCACUUUACUGUUAUGAACUACAAAGAGGGUGUAACUAUCACAAACGUUAGAUACUUCGAUUUCGAGAAAGAAUUCAACUAGGAGUAUGAGGGUGUGAUUACCUUUGAUAUCAUAAAGCAAAGAAUUCAUUAAGCAAUUAAAAAGUUAUUUAUUGCUUUCCAAGUUAAACAUGGCAAAGAAUUUGAAGAUCUAGGGGAGCAAACUAGAAGAUGUAGAUCUAUUUAUGGAAUCGAUGUGAUGAUUAAUGAUAAAUUUGAGCCUAAGAUCUUAGAGGCUACAUUCUCACCAGAUUGCAAGAGAGCUUGCAGAUUUAACCCAGAUUUCUUCAAUGAGAUAUUCAGUUGUCUAUUCCUCAAUGAGACCAAGAAUAUGACUAAGAUCUGA
This is a messenger RNA of Stylonychia lemnae, 2598 nucleotides long. Lineage: Eukaryota; Ciliophora; Spirotrichea; Sporadotrichida; Oxytrichidae. The record is from the annotation of a GenBank genome assembly.